This is a messenger RNA of Ictalurus punctatus (channel catfish), 8279 nucleotides long. RefSeq names its product protein tyrosine phosphatase receptor type Jb, tandem duplicate 1 (gene ptprjb.1). Gene Ontology annotation, molecular function: protein tyrosine phosphatase activity; protein binding. The record is from RefSeq and is a predicted model, not a curated record. Gene Ontology annotation, biological process: protein dephosphorylation. The transcript is spliced from 30 exons. Bases 263 to 5821 code for a protein of 1852 amino acids. Lineage: Eukaryota; Metazoa; Chordata; Actinopteri; Siluriformes; Ictaluridae.
ACUUUAUUCCUUUACCUCACUGUAUUUUACUGCCAUAUCACAGUCUCCUAGACGAUCUGUGGCUGUGAGUUUUUGGUUUCCUUUUCUUUCUUGCUGUUUUAAAUUGUGUUUUUUUUUCCCGAACCUUUAAAACAGUAUCAGGAACUCUGACUGUCUCGAGCUCGAGGCGGUGCGUCCUCACAGAAAGAGGUGUGCUCGCGCGAGGAAACUUUUUAACAGGACAUAUGAGGCUUCACCGCUCAGCUGGACUCAAACCGGCAUCAUGACACGGCAUUCGUUAAGAAUACUCCUCUCUGUGACUCUCAUGAGACUGUGUCUUCUUAAUCAUAGCAUACUUCUAGCACAAGGGGAAGGUACAGGUGCUGUUGCCAGCCUCACUGUCUCUAACAAAACCACAUCAUCUGUGUCUCUAACCUGGAAUGAGCCAUCUGGGGAUAGGUCGUACUUUACAGUAAAUUGGGCUGGUGGCAGUGUGAAUAUCAGCAGUAACACUUCAAACACAUCUUACACUGUCACUGGUCUGACUGCUGGAGUGAACUACACAUUCACUGUUACUGCAGUUGCUGCAGAUGGACAAACUGCAGGAGCACCAACUCAAAUCUCAGCAUUCACAAACCCAAAUGCUGUAACCAAUCUCACUGUCUCUAACAAAACUACAUCAUCUGUGUCUCUAACCUGGAAUGAGCCACCUGGGAACAGGUCGUACUUUACAGUAAAUUGGACUGAUGGCAGUGUGAAUAACAGCAGUAACACUUCAAACACGUCUUACACUGUCACUGGUCUGACUGCUGGAGUGAACUACACAUUCACUGUUACUGCAGUUGCUGCAGAUGGACAAACUGCAGGAGCACCAACUCAAAUCUCAGUAUGCACAACACCAGAUGUUGUCUCCAGUCUCACUGUCUCUAAUAAAACUACAUCGUCUGUGUCUCUAACCUGGAAUGGGCCACCUGGGAACAGGUCGUACUUUACAGUAAAUUGGACUGAUGGCAGUGUGAAGAACAGCAGUAACACUUCAAGCACGUCUUACACUGUCACUGGUCUGACUGCUGGAGUGAACUACACAUUUACUGUUACUGCAGUUGCUGCAGAUGGAACUACAGGAACACCAACUCAAACCUCAGCAUUCACAAACCCAAAUGCUGUCACCAAUGUCACUGUCUCUAUCAAAACCACAUCAUCUGUGUCUCUUACCUGGAAUGAGCCACCUGGGAACAGGUCGUACUUUACAGUAAAUUGGACUGGUGGCAGUGUGAAUAACAGCAGUAACACUUCAAACACGUCUUACACUGUCACUGGUCUGACUGCUGGAGUGAACUACACAUUCACUGUUACUGCAGUUGCUGCAGAUUCACAAACUUCAGGAGCACCAACUCAAAUCUCAGCAUUCACAAAGCCAAAUGCUGUCACCAAUCUCACUGUCUCUAACAAAACCACAUCAUCCGUGUCUCUAACCUGGAAUGAGACAUCUGGGAGCAGGUUGUACUUUACAGUAAAUUGGACUGGUGGCAGUGUGAAUAACAGCAGUAACACUUCAAACACGUCUUACACUGUCACUGGUCUGACUGCUGGAGUGAACUACACAUUCACUGUUACUGCAGUUGCUGCAGAUUCACAAACUGCAGGAGCACCAACUCAAACCUCAGCAUUCACAAAGCCAAAUGCUGUCAACAAUCUCACUGUCUCUACCAUAAAUACAUCAUCUCUGUCUCUAACCUGGAAUGGGCCACCUGGGAACAGGUCGUACUUUACAGUAAAUUGGACUGGUGGCAGUGUGAAUAACAGCAGUAACACUUCAAACACGUCUUACAAUGUCACUGGUCUGACUGCUGGAGUGAACUACACAUUCACUGUUACUGUAGUUGCUGCAGAUGGAACUACAGGAGCACCAACUCAAACCUCAGCCUUCACAAACCCAACUGCUGUCACCAAUCUCACUGUCUCUAUCAAAACCACAUCAUCUGUGUCUCUAACCUGGAAUGAGCCACCUGGGAACAGGUCGUACUUUACAGUAAAUUGGACUGAUGGCAGUGUGAAGAACAGCAGUAACACUUCAAACAUGUCUUACACUGUCACUGGUCUGACUGCUGGAGUGAACUACACAUUCACUGUUACUGCAGUUGCUGCAGAUUCACAAACUGCAGGAGCACCAAAUCAAAUUUCAGCAUUCACAAAGCCAAAUGCUGUCACCAAUCUCACUGUCUCUAUCAAAACCACAUCAUCUGUGUCUCUAACCUGGAUUGAGCCACCUGGUAACAGGUCGUACUUUACAGUAAAUUGGACUGAUGGCAGUGUGAAUAACAGCAGUAACACUUCAAACACGUCUUACACUGUCACUGGUCUGACUGCUGGAGUGAACUACACAUUCACUGUUACUGCAGUUGCUGCAGAUUCACAAACUGCAGGAGCACCAACUCAAACCUCAGCCUUCACAAAGCCAAAUGCUGUCACCAAUCUCACUGUCUCUAUCAAAACCACAUCAUCUGUGUCUCUAACCUGGAAUGAGCCACCUGGGAACAGGUCGUACUUUACAGUAAAUUGGGCUGAUGGCAGUGUGAAUAACAGCAGUAACACUUCAGACAAAUCUUACACUGUCACUGGUCUGACUGCUGGAGUGAAAUACACAUUCACUGUUACUGCAGUUGCUGCAGAUGGACAAACUGCAGGAACACCAACUCAAACCUCAGUAUUCACAAACCCAAAUGCUGUCACCAGUCUCACUGUUUCUAACAAAACUACAUCAUCUGUGUCUCUAACCUGGAAUGAGCCACCUGGGAACAGGUCGUACUUUACAGUAAAUUGGACUGAUGGCAGUGUGAAGAACAGCAGUAACACUUCAAACACGUCUUACACUGUCACUGGUCUGACUGCUGGAGUGAAAUACACAUUCACUGUUACUGCAGUUGCUGCAGAUGGAACUACAGGAGCACCAAAUCAAACUUCAGCCUUCACAAAGCCAAAUGCUGUCACCAGUCUCACUGUCUCUAACAAAACUACAUCAUCUGUGUCUCUAACCUGGAAUGAGCCACCUGGGAACAGGUCGUACUUUACAGUAAAUUGGACUGGUGGCAGUGUGAAUAACAGCAGUAACACUUCAAACACGUCUUACACUGUCACUGGUCUGACUGCUGGAGUGAAAUACACAUUCACUGUUACUGCAGUUGCUGCAGAUGGACAAACUGCAGGAGCACCAAAUCAAACCUCCACCUUCACAAACCCAAAUGCUGUCACCAAUCUCACUGGUUCAAACACAACCACAUCAUCUGUGUCUCUAACCUGGAAUGAGCCACCUGGCAACAGGUCGUACUUUACAGUAAAUUGGGCUGGUGGCAGUGUGAAUAACAGCAGUAACACUUCAAACACGUCUUACACUGUCACUUUUUUGACUGCUGGAGUGAACUACACAUUCACUGUUACUACAGUUGCUGCAGAUGGACAAACUGCAGGAGCACCAACUCAAACCUCAGUAUUCACAAAACCUGAUACUGCAAGUGACCUCAGUGUAACUGAAAUUACAACAAGUUCAUUGUUUGUGAACUGGACUGAACCAAUAGGAGAAAGAUCUAUCUUUAAAGUACAGUGGAGUAAUGACAGCAUCACUUUGAAUUCAACAACCUCAAACAGGUUCUUUAACAUAACUAAUCUCAAUCCUGGAGUCAAUUACACCAUCCUGAUAUCUGCUGUUGCUGCAGACAAUAUAACAGAAGGAGAAGCAGUUGGUCUUUCAGUCUAUACAAAGCCAGACAUCGUCAGAAAUCUCACAAUCUCUGUCAGAACAACAUCUGUAUUUCUGGAGUGGAAUAAACCAUUAGGAGAGAGCUCUUUCUUUAGAGUGCGAUGGACAAACAGCAGUACAACUCCUGCAACUGAUUUUAACAUCACUGAUCUAACCCCUGGAACAAAUUACACAUUUACAGUCUCAGCUGUUGCUGCUGAUAAUAAAACAGAAGGAUCACUGGUUGGCCUUUCCACUUGUACAGAUGCAAGUCCUGUCUUUGACAUAAGCUGCAAAGGACCAAAUCGCACUUCACCAGCUUUGCUGAAUUUAACAUGGAUGAAUCCUCCGGGCAACAACCAAGGAUUUAACAUCAGUCUCAAUCAAACACGCAGUGACUUUAUUUUAUCUUGUAGUCCUGUCUGUAACCACAUUUUUUCUGAAAACCUCCAAUACUUCAGCACUUACAGUGUGAUUAUUUCAACCCUUGGAUGUGGUGAGAGUGGUACAUGGGACUUUAAGUGCACAACAGGCAUUACAGACCCAUCAGUUCCCAGUAAUCCAGUAGAUGUAGCAGUCAUCGUCUCUCCAAUAAGCCAGACUGUAGUAAAGCUACAAUUCAAUACCAGUCUUCUGAAUAGUACUAAUGGACCAAUUAAAGCCUAUGGUGUUCUGCUCUCAACUGACCAGAAAAGUAAUAGCACCAGGAAUGACCUAACAAUGACCUAUAGUGAUUGGGUAAAAGAGAAGACCAAGACUUAUCUCACUGUUUUAAAACUAAAUGAAAAUAUCAUUUCCAGAAGCAACAUGAUUACGAUUGAAAUUGGAAGUAACAAUGUCUCAGAUGUAAUCAGUAAUACAGGGUAUACAAACGGACCUCUGACUAAUCAGGACUACAGGAUAGCCCUGGUUUUAUUCACCUACCUGGAAAUCAACACUGGACUUGUGGACAUCCAACAAUCAAUCCUCUCUAUAACGCCUUUUGCCAGCAUUAUUGCACAUCCAUUGGAGCCUUCAUCAAAUACUAUUCCAAUUAUUUUGGGGGUGCUGUUGCCUAUCAUUGUUAUCUUGAUCAUCGCCAUCAUUGUCCUCGUCAUACAGAAAAGACGAACAACAAAGGACUAUACAGAUAUUCCGAUCAACAACCUAAGUCCACUGUUUUCUAAUUUUCUAAUUUGCAGUAGCAUUCCUGUGAGGGUGGAGGAUUUUGAGGCAUAUUUCAAAAAGCAGCAGUUGGAUUCCAACUGUGGCUUUGCUGAACAGUAUGAGGAUCUUAAGGUUGUUGGAACUGCUCAAACCAAGAAUAGUGCCCUUGCCAUGGAGAACAAGGGGAAGAAUCGCUACAAUAACGUACUACCUUAUGAUUCUUCAAGAGUUAAAUUAUCAAUACAUGGCAGCCCGUUUGAUGACUACAUCAACGCAAACUAUAUUUCAGGUUACAAUUCUAAGAAGGAGUACAUAGCAGCUCAAGGCCCACUACCAGCUACUGUGAACGAGUUCUGGAGAAUGAUCUGGGAAAAGAACACCCAUAGCAUAGUCAUGCUGACCAAGUGCUAUGAGCAAGGACGUGUUAAAUGUGAGAAAUACUGGCCACCGGAUAACAAGCUGUACAACAAUAUCCUUGUGACAACAACAUCAGAAAUUGAAUUGGAAGACUGGACUAUACGGGACUUCACUAUCAAGAAUGUGAAAACAGCGGAGACACGGAAUGUUCGUCAAUUCCAUUUCACGGCCUGGCCUGAUCAUGGCGUGCCGGAGACCACAGAGGUGCUCAUCAACUUCCGACACCUGGUCAGAGAGCACAUGGACAGCUUCUCCCGCAACGCUCCUGCUGUGGUGCACUGCAGUGCUGGUGUGGGGAGGACUGGAACUUUAAUUGCCCUCGAUCACCUGAUCUUUCAGAUUGAGAGGGAAAGCAUAGUAGACAUUUAUGGAAUUAUCCAUGACAUGCGCAUGCACAGGCCACUGAUGGUUCAGACAGAGGACCAGUACGUGUUCUUGAAUCAGUGCGCUUCUGACAUAAUUAAAUCAAGAAUGGGCACCAAUGUGGACCUAAUUUACCAGAAUGCAGCAGCAUUCUCUAUCUAUGAGAAUGUUCAAAGAUGAAGAAUGAAGGCAUUAAGCAGAAAUGGAUUACAGGUGACAUUUAGCUUGGGGUCAGAACAGCAGGGAAAUUUAGUAGGAUUUUGUCAAAUCUGCAUGAGCCAUUUCAUUAUUUAACUGAAUGUCACAACAACAUGGCGUUCACUGACAAAUAUGUUUAUCUAGUAUGCUUUAACUUAAGUUAAUAUGCUUAUUAAUUUUUUUUUACUCUAGAUUGUGAGACAAAAUUGUACUUAGAUAAUAUUCUUCAUAAAAUUGUUGCUCUGAAAUUAUGAAGAAAUUUAAGAAAUAUAUGUAAGAUAUAUAUUUGAAAAUUUGCAUAGUAAUUACACAUGGAGUACUGUGGACUUGUGGACUCAAUUUUUUCUGUUUCAGUACUUCAACACUUUUAAAUACUGUAUAAUUUUUAUGCACAUAUUUGUGAACUCGGUAAUAACACUGGACGUUUGAAUUUUUUAAUUUAUAUUAAUUGUAUAAUGUAUGUCUUAUGUCAUGUCUUGUUGCUUUUGCCGAUUGUAACAUUGCAGAAUGAGUUGUGCUCUGUUGCAGAAGAUCAGUAGCUAUGCAGAUAUGCUGGUCUUCAGAGACAGACAGCCGCAGUACAGGCACCAUUCCUGGGGUUAUUAUGGCAUUAAAGAUCUAUAGAUAAUUUCAUUCGAAACCAUACCAAAGAUUUCUAAUGUUCAGUAACACUUGAUUUGAGAGUUUCAUCAGGACUUAUAAUACAUAACAUAUAAUCACUGGAUAACAAAUUUAUUGAAUAAUGUAUGAGUGUAUUUGAAGUAUUCUUGGUGUAAGAGAAACAUGCUAAAGCACUGAAUAAUUUUAAGUUGUACAUUUUUAAGUUUUAAGUUCUGUGCAAUGACAGAAAUCACUGCUUAUUCUAAAUGCAGUUUGACUUUUUCCAUCUUCAGAACAUUGAACGAACACUGUUCAUGCUAGGGGGGGAAAUGUAUAUAUUGUUUGCAAUUUUAUAAUGAGUCUUAUUGAGCAACUGUUAAUUUCUUACUGACCUAUUUCACUGUCACACCAGUUAAAAUUGUGACCAAGGAUUUUUUUAAUGUUAGUGAAAGCACCACUAAAUUUUUAAAACCUUUUUUUAGAAAAGGAAUGCUGUCUGUUUAAUUGGGCAAUCCAGGGAGUAAAAUGCAUAUGCUGUAGCAUCAGUAGCUUUGGAUUCACAUGCAAAUAUACUGGGUGAUUAAUAAGCAAUUAUCAUCUUUAAGUAAUCUUAUCUUUUGGCUCAUCAAAUUGAAAGGGAGGAGCAGAAGCAUAAAACCUGGAGAGUAACAUAAAUUCUAUCCAGGUAAUUUGUACGUAUUUGUAUGUGAAUAAUUUUAAGUUGAAAGCAGUAUGUGUGUUAUGAAGUCAUCAUGCCUUCAGAUAGUGUUGUCUUUUAUCCAAUGUGUAGAAAAAGCUUAGUUGGAUUUCUAGGUUCGAAAGAUCUCAGCUCUCCAACUCAUGCCAUAAUUAGCGAUAUAUCCGCUAGAUAUCCAAGCUUAUUGGGAAUCUAUUUUUAGAAUCAGACAGAAUAAUGAUUUAGACCUCAAUUUAGCUCAAAAGGUGUAUUGUAAGGGUGUGAGUCAGAGGAAUGAUGGCUUAUGUUGCAUGUGAAAACAAUGUAAAAAAACAAGAAGGGUUUUAUACCCACACACUGAAGUAUGUUCAGAAAAAACACUGUGGGGUGCUUUAGUUGCUUGAAGGGAAAACUUAUAUAUUUUGCUGUAGCAUUUUGCUAGAGUUUCAGUCUAUGGAGAUGCACAACAUUGUAUUGAUAAUGAUAUACAAAUGAAUUAGCAUAGUAAGUUAUUUCUCUGUUACUGUAGGAUCAAACAUUAAUGACUGAUAUUUUUUACAGGAAUUGUAAGGGAAAGAUACUGCAAUGAAACAGUUAAUAUGUACAUUUGUGUAAGUUAUUUUUUCUUCAGCACUGAUAUGCAUUUGCAUUUUUUAAUUGUCAAUAUAUAUAUUUCUUUUAUAAGGCUCUGUUAAUGAGUCUGUGAAUGCUGUCUCUGCUGUUAAUCAGGCUUGUGCAAUAUUUAGUUUUAUAUAUAUAUAUAUAUAUAUAUAUAUAUAUAUAUAUAUAUAUAUAUAUAUAUAUAUAUAUAUAUAUAUAUAUAUAUAUAUAUUUCCAUGUCAAUGUAGCUUUCUAGUAGAUGCAUAUUUUUUUAAAUCAUUUCAGAGAUUUAUUAAAUUAAAGAAAUUAAACAUGUUUAGUUUUGCAAAGCAGAUUUCUAUUAUUCAUGUAGAAACAUUGUAAUUAUGUGUAAUCUAAGUCAUACUUUGUUUUUUUUAUUUUUCUGGCAAAGAUAUUUAGAUUUUUGAUAUCUGUAAUUAAAACAAGUUGACAGUAAAUAUGUGGUAAACAUGUAAGACUGUGUCUUGAAGAAUGCUUAUUUAAAAAAUACAGAAAUAUGAUGUUGCCUCAGCUUAUUUAAAUAAAUAUAACAGAAUUUUCCAA